This is a messenger RNA of Platichthys flesus (European flounder), 5298 nucleotides long. RefSeq names its product myocyte-specific enhancer factor 2C-like. Bases 444 to 1853 code for a protein of 469 amino acids. NCBI's taxonomy places the organism in Eukaryota, Metazoa, Chordata, Actinopteri, Pleuronectiformes, Pleuronectidae. Gene Ontology annotation, biological process: positive regulation of transcription by RNA polymerase II. The transcript has 11 exons. The record is from RefSeq and is a predicted model, not a curated record. Gene Ontology annotation, molecular function: RNA polymerase II cis-regulatory region sequence-specific DNA binding; protein dimerization activity; DNA-binding transcription factor activity, RNA polymerase II-specific.
CUGAGUGCGGAGAGAGCUCAGAUCCCAACGCACCCCAGUUUUGGGUCCCCCUCUUUUCUAAGCCAGCUGGUCUGGCUUAAUGUCAUCUCUUUCUUUAUUUUUCUUUUCUUUUUUAAAAGAUCUUUUUCUUGUUUGACACAAGGGAUUGACUGAACUGACCCACAGCUGGAGCUGCUUGGGAACCUUCCAGGUGAAGACAGAACUAAAAGCACUGGUGCUCGUGGAGCAGAGGCGCGCGCUCAGGAGGAGACUCGCUGAUGGAGUGAACCGCAGGACGGAGAGACACCGGAGAAAGUCACGGAACACACGCGGGACUGAGAGAGGACCCAGCCAGCAGUUUGGAAUUGAUAGUGAGAAACCUUGAGGACCUGUGAGUCAAACAAAGGAACCAGAGAAGGAGACGUUUCUGUAUAAGACGAAAAGCAACAGGAUAAAUAACGAAGAUGGGGAGAAAAAAGAUUCAGAUAGCCCGGAUAAUGGAUGAACGGAACCGACAUGUCACAUUCACCAAGCGCAAGUUUGGUCUAAUGAAGAAAGCAUAUGAACUGAGCGUGUUGUGCGACUGUGAGAUUGCACUCAUCAUCUUCAACAGCACCAACAAGUUGUUUCAGUACGCCAGCACCGACAUGGACAAAGUUCUGCUCAAAUACACAGAAUACAACGAGCCCCACGAGAGCAGGACCAACUCGGAUAUUGUGGAUACACUGCGUAAAAAGGGUUUAAACGGCUGCGACAGUCCCGACAUUGAAGCAGAUGACUCUGCUGGUCAGAGCCCAGAGUCAGACGAUAAAUACCGCAAAAUCAAUGAUGACAUCGACCUAAUGAUCAACAGACAGAGAAUCUGUCAGGGUCUGCCUCCCUCCAACUAUGACAUGGGAGUGUCCAUCCCAGGCAGUAAUGCCAGCGGACUGAUGUACUCCCACCCAAGCAUAGGAGGUGGUCUAGAUAACCACAAUCUGCUGCCCAUGUCACACACACACCCCUCCCUACAGAGAAACAGCAUGUCCCCUCAGCGGCCCUCUAGCACUGGAAAUGCAGGACUGAUGGGCUCAGAGCUGACGAGCAGUGUGGUCUCCAGUGUGGGAAAUGGCAGCUACAGCAACCACUGCACCUCCCCAGGGCUGCUGUCCUCAGGAGGAGUCUCCAAAAACAUGCAGAAUAAAAGCCCUCCUUCGAUGAGCAUGAGCCGUAAGCCUGAACUCCGAACGCUGAUGCCGCCCUCCAACAAAUGCAACAACAUGCCAUCUGUCAGCCAGAGAAUAAUUCACUCUCAGACUGCUCAGACGCUGUCGACUCCUGCAGUGUCCAUCUCUGCUCAGACUCUUCCUGGACAGGGGAUGGGCGGAUAUCCAUCAACACUCAGCUCUUCUUAUGGCACAGAGUUCUCUCUCGGAACUGACCUUUCCUCUCUGUCUGGAUUUUGUGGUUCUGGUCUUGGAUCCAUGACAAGCUGGCAGCAUCAGCAGAUACAGAACCUGCAGCAUCCAGCACUUGGACACAUGGGAAACUUGUGUCAGAACUCCAACCUAAACCUCACCUCAGGUCAUCAGAACCUACACAUCAAGUGUGAGCCAGCUUCUCCUCCCAGAGACCGGAGUGUUGCCAUGGUCGGCACAGGACUCGGAGGAGGCGUGACCACGGCUGGAUACUCUACCUCUGGCAGGGGUCCCAACGAAUCGGGCCACUCCCCCGGUGACAGCGCAUCCAGCUGUGGGAGCUCGUAUGAAGGCAGCGAGGAGCGUGAGGAUUAUCACGGCAGUGAUGGCUUCCUACUCCGACCUCUGUCCAGUCAGGAGGAGCGCCACAGCCCCUCAGUCAAACGGAUGAGGCUAUCAGAGGGCUGGGCGACAUGAUUGGGGCCGGUCUACAACCAGAGGGGAAGGGAUGUUAGUAAAGUUACCUUAUAGUGUUAUUAUUAUUAUUAUAAUCAAAUUCUUAUUGUACCGAGUGGGUGUGCUAUAUGUGUAAUGGUAAGAUGUAUGUAAGGGGGGGGGGGGCAGAGUCAGACAGUCUUACAGUGAUGCUCUGCUGUAUUAACAACUUGUUCUGUAGCUAGACUUGUACACUAGAGCCAUGACUCCUGGAUGAUCACAACUGGUGAACAGAACUUGUAAGAUAUGGUUUUUAUACUUUGAAAGCUGUGUCAAAAACAUCUCAUCUAAAAGGAAGGUUAAGGGGACUGUUCUUAGUGGAGUUAAAGGGUGAAAUUUUAGGGAUUUUAGUGCAAUGAUAGAAAUAAUGAAAAAAAGAAUUUUAUAACAUCCACAGCCCGACAAAUGAAUUAUGUUUUGGAAAUGUGCAUUAAUCCAAGAAUACGAGAUACAAACACAAAAAGUCAAACAUCAACAGAUGCAGAUCAUGAUUUGUAUUCCAAAUAACUAAACCUAUUAGUAAACCACUUUAAGGCCAUGAUUAAUGUGAUGCUUAUUAUGCAGGGCCUGUUAAGGAAUAGCGACGUUUGCCUGCUUUAGUGCAUUGAAGAGAAUGAGUAAUCGGUAUAAAUACACUGAAUUUAAUUUAAAGCAAAGUGGGUAAUUUCUCCUUAGAGGUUUUUGACACAGUCUGUUAGUGUGGCUGUUCUACAGACUAUUUCUCACAUGCUUUACACAAACAGUGUGAUGCAGGAUGUCAUUUUACACCAACAUGUACUGAUUUGGCGGGAAGGGCUGAUGGUAUAUAUGCAAUGUUGGCUUUGUGUGUGUUUGGGGGUCAGGUGUGUGGGGGGGGGGGGUAGUAAAGUAAAUAGCAAGUCAGUUUAAUGCACAUUCACAGAUGUGCACAUGUAUGCAAACUAACAAAGGUAAAGUGAAUAAGUCUGGUACUCUGAACGGUGAAUCUACUUAAUGAGAUGUGGAUCAUUGGAGCCAUGAGAGCAGGCGUGCUGAGGUGAAGCGCUUUGCGUCACCACCGCUAACAUGCCGUGUUGCAGGUUCAACAUUUGUGCACACACAGAAACCUAAAGAAACAUUUCUAAAAAGUAUGGAAGGUAAAUUCUGGCAAAUAAAAGAGGUAGAAAGAGAGAGCUUGAGUAGGUACAGUACGAGAGAAAGGGAGGUGGAGAAAUGUAGAGGUGUAAGAGAAAUGUUGACUGAGGAUGAUAAGAAACUUAUUUGCAGCAGGUUGCAUAGAAAGGAAGCUUUGAUGUGAAGAGACAAAUCAGAGUUAGUAAGUAGUUUUCAGAGCACUGUUAGAAAAAAAAGGGGAUAUUUUUUUUUAGGAUUUUGGUCGAUGCAAUCCAAAAAAAAAACGUAUGGAAUCAAAAGCAAAAUUGAAUCUUACCGAGGAACUGAAAAGUAACCACUACUUAAUACUUACUUGUUCAUUUUAAAAUAUAUGUAUUUGCACUUCAGAUCUGGCUCACAUGCUGUGAAGGAGAAAUAGGACAUUUUUUACUAACUAAAUACACCAAUGAAUAAUCAGAGAUUUAGAACUUCAAAACAAAAUAAAAGUGGUCAGGAUUGAAAAAAGGGAAGUUACAUUUUAAGAUGUUUGUUAAGUAAUCGAAGAUAAGUAAUCAUAAAGUUAUCAAAUUGAAUUGCAUUUAAAUGAUCUGUAUGAAUUCACAUUGUUUCAUAAUCUGCAUCUGAAAUUAAAUUUUAAAACUAACUCAAAUUGACUAAUUGACCAAAUCUUCUCAGCUCUGCAAAUGCUAAAAUUGAAGAUAACAUUUAAAAUUUUCUUUGACCGAUCUGAAUAUUUAAUGAAAUGGAAUUAAAAUUGUAAGUAUUCUAUAGUGGUUACAGGUCACAAUUUGGUAAUCAUUUGUCUAGAAAAUGUAUAUGGCUUCUCUUGCUUCCAUACACCACAACCUGCAUAAUGUUCAUUAAAAAUCAACAGCGUCUGUUGGUUUAUGUAAUGACUGGAGUGGUGAAUUUCACAGAGAGGAAGUUUAACCUCUUUUUAGUCACACUAAAAGCCAUAUACAACUCGACAACGCUGUUACACUGCACAAACUUUAUUGUGUUGGUUUUAAAAAGAGAGCUUCCUUCCUUACAUCGAAUUGAUAUUUUUGUAUUUGUGCAGCUUUAUUUAAUUUGAUAACAAUAUACCAACUUGAAGAACAGGUGCAAACAAUUUCUAACAAAGAUACUGGGAGAUUUUAAGUUAGUUGUAAAGUGAAGUAAAGAUCCCCUUUAAAAUCCGCUGUGGAGCUGGUGUCAGAGCCAACAUCAUCUCACAGAGCACAGAAGACAAUCUGCCCUUCUACACGUCACCAUUACAUCUGCAGUGGUGGAAGAGAUACUCAAGUAAAAACACCAGUGCAACAGGAGUCAUGUUUUUAAAAUCCUACUCAAGAAUAAGUUCUGUAUUGUCAGACAUGAGUAAACAGUUACUUACACCACUGCAUGUUGAAAUGACAUAUAUCAAUAAUCUGUGCCUUGUACCUCAACAUGGUCUGACACCAGUCGCAGCAGGAUGAACAGUAGUUUAGGCUCUGAUAUCCACAUUUUUGUACUUUUAAAGUGACGGAAGUGGCUAAGGGUUGUUCACAUUUGAAUCUUUUGGUUUAAGAGCUGUAUAUUUUGGAGCACAAACCCUCAACCCUGCACUCUGCACUCCACGUACUCAGUUUAAUGUAAAUCCAGUGGCUAAAUUCACUCAUUCAAAUCCCUUAAGCUGUUCUAGUUUGAAAGACGCUGCUGUUGAGUUACAAACUACUUUAUGAUGCUGUUUAAAAAAAAAAAAAAAUUAAAAAACAAGGGCAGAGCCCAGAUGUAUUUCCUCCUGCACUCCUUUUCUUCUAUGAUGACUGGAGUCUUUGGGUUGGUCGGCUUCCUUAUUACUGCACCACACCUGACUUAGCCUAACCUAGCUCAUUGAGGGACAGGGCCAGGAGCUCGUCCUCAGGCUUCAGGUUGAGUGGAUGGGUGGAGGAGCACGUAGAGCGAUUGUAAACUAACCAAAGUGUGAAAUUCCCUGUAUGUGUUUUUGGUUUGAUUUCUUUAAUCCGUAACUGCCUGGACUUUGUCAAAUCCGUGCUUAAAAAACCCUAAUGAUAUGAUUUGAAGUUACUUUUAUUUGGUGAUGUCACUGAAUGUCCUCUGUACUUUAAAUGUACACCCUGGGCUGCAUUUCCCCUUCUUUACACGCACAAGUUCUUGAGUAACUGCAAGUAAAAUACUCUAAGAGAUCGUUAGCGGCAUAAGCUGGCCUUUGUCGCCACUUGGAGACAUUGAUUCUCAGAAGAGAAAUACAGUGCACCUCUGUUGUCGCAGAUCAUGUACAGUGGUUCCCUCACUCAGAAAAUUGUUGUAUUUGUAUUUUGCAGGAAAAAUAAAACUUUAAAUAUACAGGCUC